This is a messenger RNA of Ruditapes philippinarum (Manila clam), 3410 nucleotides long. Its product is annotated as tRNA-dihydrouridine(47) synthase [NAD(P)(+)]-like. The coding region runs from base 92 to 1996 and encodes 634 amino acids. Gene Ontology annotation, molecular function: RNA binding; flavin adenine dinucleotide binding; tRNA dihydrouridine synthase activity. NCBI's taxonomy places the organism in Eukaryota, Metazoa, Mollusca, Bivalvia, Venerida, Veneridae. Gene Ontology annotation, biological process: tRNA processing. The record is from RefSeq and is a predicted model, not a curated record. The transcript is spliced from 13 exons.
CGGCGACACCGUAAAUUUGCAAAUUUCACACAAUUUCGCGAAAUUGCAAAUUCGUGGCAAGCACAUUUAAGAGGUUUAAAGGUUGCUAGAUAUGGCUGAUUUUCACAAGCCUGGUGUAGCGAGGCUAAAGCCAGAGUUUGUUCUGGCAGAUUACAGGCCGAAGAUUGACACAGAAUAUCUGUCCCAGGAAACCAAAGAUGAGAUGGCAGAGUUGGACAAAGAUAAGGAAGCUGGAGAUGAACCACAAGCAAAACGCAUAAAAUUAAAGGGUAGAAACAAAAAGAGACCAAUCGUUGGCAAGAAGAGAUUGCCGGCAGACAAGCUAUGCCCUGCUAUUGUCCAAGAAAGAGAUUGUCAGUUUGGUGAGAAGUGCAAAUUUAACCAUGAUCUUAAAAAAUAUCUAGAUGAAAAACCACCUGAUUUGGGAGAAGAAUGCUAUCUGUUUGAAACAUAUGGUAAAUGCCCCUGUGGUGUUACAUGCAGAUAUGCAAAACCACAUCUUGAUAAGGAUUUUAAGAAUAUCACUAAACCAGGACUGGAAACUAUGGAGAAAAAGACGGACACUGUAUCUAACGUACUGACCAAGGAUCUACAGCAUUUACUUUGGAAGAGGAAAUAUGACUUCUCAAAAACAGAUGCAGUCCUAGAGAAGUUAUGUCCCUCAGCAAAUCAUCAAAAGAAACUUGCAGAAUCCUACUUGAAAAAACAGGAAACCAAGAAGGCAGAGUCUGAAAUUGCAGCAGAAAGGUCCGAGAAUACUGAACCUGAAAACAAAAAUGCUGCCUCAAGUCAGGUGGAAAAUGGAAGUAAUGACAGUAAUAUACAAGUUAUUAACAGUAAGCUUGAUAUUCCUCCAGCUCCAAUUAAAAAGGUACCUAUACUUUUGUUUAUAUACAGUUAUAACGAGACCAGUGCGACUCCUGAUUCAACUGCCGGUCAGAAUGCGCCAGUCUUGCUAUUUUUCCUUGUAAUUCAAUUUCAGGUAGGUAAUCUCCCUUUCCGUCGUAUAUGUAAACAGUAUGGUGCAGACAUUACAUGUGGAGAAAUGGCGAUGUGUACAAACUUGCUUCAAGGUCAGCAGUCUGAAUGGGCACUUCUUAAACGUCACAAGUCAGAGGAUUUGUUUGGAGUACAGCUAUGUGGUGGUUAUCCAGACUCUAUGACUAGGUGUGCUCAGCUGAUCUGUGAAAAUAUUGAUGUAGACUUCAUUGAUAUUAACUGUGGAUGCCCUAUAGAUCUUAUCUUUAAUAAGGGUGAGGGAAGUGCAUUGAUGGGAAGACAGAGUAAGUUUGAGCAGAUAGUUACUAGUAUGAAAUCUGUGAUGAAUGUUCCACUCACAGUGAAGAUGAGAACUGGUAUCCAUGACAACAAGAAUAUUGCUCACACUUUAGUGCCACACCUCAAAGAUUGGGGUGUUGCUAUGACAACAUUACAUGGACGAUCACGUACACAGAGGUAUACAAAGACAGCUGACUGGGAAUAUAUAAACAACUGUGCUGAAAUAGCAGAUCCUAUGCCUUUAUUUGGGAAUGGUGAUAUUUUGACAUAUGAGGAUUAUAAUAUGCAUAGGAAGAACUCAGCAAUUAGUGGAGUAAUGCUUGCUAGAGGUGCUCUGAUAAAACCAUGGCUAUUUACUGAGAUCAAGGAACAGAGACAUUGGGAUAUAUCAUCUACAGAAAGAUUCGAUAUGCUUAAAGAUUAUGUUCACUUUGGUAUGGAUAAUUGGGGCUCAGAUCAACAAGGUCUUGAAAUAACUAGAAGAUUUUUGUUGGAAUGGCUUUCAUUUUUGUACAGGUAUAUACCAGUAGGUAUUUUAGAGCAUGUACCUCAAUUGAUCAAUGAAAGACCACCUUUCUAUCGUGGGCGAGAUGAAAUGGAGACAUUAAUGGCCAGUCCAAAUUGUGGUGAUUGGGUCAAAAUCAGUGAGAUGCUGCUAGGAAAAGUACCCGAUGGUUUCACCUUUCUACCGAAACACAAGGCAAAUGCAUAUAAAUAGUGGUCAUAACCAUCUGAUGUAUUGUGCAAUUAAAUGAAUGUGUAUUGCAUAGUGCUAAUAGGCAUUACAAAAAUAAGAAUGCCACUAGUAUUGAAACUGUAUCUGUUCAGUGAAGACAAAUUACAGACAAAUAAUAUUGGUCACUUUAUUUCUAGUUAUUUUGAUAAUGAAUACUCACUCCAAUUAUGAGAGGUCCAUUACACAGUCUGUAGUGUAAGAGUUUAAACAUGAAUUUUAUAGGAAUCAAUUAGAUUGUACUAUUUUCUGGUAAAUUUUGAACAAUCAUCUCAAGAAUGGUCCUUUGGUGGCCUAUUACAAAAUCAGUCUGAUGUAUUUAUAAGUUGGUCAUAGGUGUUAACAAUGGACCUAUCAAACUCCUUCUCAGAAACUGCAAUGCCCAGAACUUAGAUUUAUGGCAUGUAGAACUAUCUUUUGGUCUUGUACAAAAGUUUUAUGAAAAGCAAAUGAGUAAUCUUCAUGAUGGCCUAUUUGAUUUACUUAUUCAGUUUUAAAAUCCUUAAAAUGUUAUGCUGACAACCUUUGUCCCCAAUGUAUAAAUAUUUGUCAGCUGCCAGGCAUGUUGUCUUAUAAGGCUUUUUAACUUUAGGCUGACUUUCUUCAAAUUUUCCUCUUAACAUGGCAAAGAUUUAGUUUGACUUUUUCAUACAUAAUAGCAAUUCCUUUCAGGAUAUUCAGCAGAGUGAAUGUUUAAAUUGAAAAAUAUAGAUAUAAUAAAAAUUAUUAUUUCAAUUAUGACUACCAGCAACUGAGACACUGAAAGGUUUCUAUAUUUCUACAUCAUUUAUUAAUGUUAAUUGUGAUCUCUUGAAUAACACUUCAUCAGUUGUCUCCCCUGAUCAUGAGAACAUAAAUUUUUGUAUGCUAAUAUCAUUACAUAUGUUACAUCAUGAACAAAUUGACUUUUUGUUUGUAAGUAAAAUCAUGAACACAUAGAGUUUUGUGUGUUGAGAUAAGUUAAAUCAUGGACACAUUGACUUUUGUAAGUCGACAUUCUUACAUAUGAAGUUAAAUAAUGAAUACAUUGAUUUUUGUACAUGUAUGUUGACAAUUCUUUAUAAAUGUUUACAACUACCAGUCGGUACUUGUGAAGUUUGUGUAAAAUCUGAGAAACGUUUUAUAUCAUUAAACAUGAACACUAUCAACUUUAUGUGCUAGAAUUAUUUAAAUUUAUUUGUUAAUUGAUUUUUGUUAAUAUUUAUACUAAAUUUAAAUUGGAAUUCUUCAGUUUAAAUUCAUACAUCAUUCUUAUAAGCAAUAAGCACAAAAAAUAUUUUGUCAGUCUAAAAUAUGUAUACAUUUGAUAUUGAAAUUAAAUACUUUGAAAUACUAAACUGAAUAGUUUAGUUACAGGUUGUUAAUUAUGAUGUGAAAAAUUACAAGAAUAAUUUGUAUC